This is a messenger RNA of Chanos chanos (milkfish), 998 nucleotides long. It is a transcript of the gene thrsp, whose product is annotated as thyroid hormone responsive. Bases 94 to 510 code for a protein of 138 amino acids. The record is from RefSeq and is a predicted model, not a curated record. Gene Ontology annotation, biological process: regulation of lipid biosynthetic process. The transcript has a single exon. Gene Ontology annotation, cellular component: cytosol. NCBI's taxonomy places the organism in Eukaryota, Metazoa, Chordata, Actinopteri, Gonorynchiformes, Chanidae.
CCCAGAGAUGUUUGCACUGCUCACAGGCCUCCUGCUGCAACACCAACACAGAACUACCGGCACAGGCCCUGCCAAAACCCCCAGAAGCCAACCAUGCAGUCUGCCGAAACCAAGCUCAACAAAAACUCCCUGCUCCUGGCUCUACGACGCUACAGCGCGGCCGUCCACAACAUGGAGCAGACCAUCUUGCUCCCGAGCCUACUGCGAGAGGUGCCCCCCGACGAUGCCCUGGACUGCGAUGCCGCCGAAGACGCCAGCGAUCUGUACCAGUCCUACCUAUUGCUGAAGGCCAUCAGGAACACAAUAGACUGCGGACUGAUCCCUGCUGACGACGGCAAGGCCAAGAAGAACGCAGCUCUUAACAAAAGCCUGGAGCCGCUUCUGGAGGAAGACGCGGAAGUCCUCUUUCACUUCCAUCUACGAGGCCUGUUCUCUGUCAUCGGCAACCUCACCAAGAAGUCUCAGAACGUCACUGAGAAAUACCUGGACAUUAUUGGCAUCAGCAAGUAACAGACAUCUACAUUUCAUGAAACCUACUGUUCAUCCUGUAUGAAGCCCAACUGAACGUCAUUCUGUUUAAAAUACUGGAUCAAUACAAACUGUGUACACUACAUCCAAGGGCAAUAAAGUUUUUGCUAAGGCCACUUUUAUCUCCUUUUAAUUGAAUUUAAAUUGACUUCUCAUUCUGUUUUAGGUUGUACAGUUUUCUGUUUUAUGGCAUGGAAGGUUAGCUGUGUGUUAGAUGCACUGUAACCAAGGGUUUCGGCUCUGUACUGCAUAUUGUAGGUUUCAGAGCUCAUGAACCGAAAACAACAAACCACUAGAAAACAGUCCAUCUUGCUGAUUUUCUUUUUGUUCUCAUUCAGGCAAACCUUAUUACAUUUAGUAUACAGUAUACUGUAAGCUCCAAAUGAAAAUGGACAAAGCAUGGCUUUUUGGUCCAAAGUUAUAAAAUACUCUAUUUAUGUUCCCUCUAAUAAACAAAAGAAUAAAUACAA